This is a messenger RNA of Dicentrarchus labrax (European seabass), 4930 nucleotides long. RefSeq names its product zinc finger protein 36, C3H type-like 1b (gene zfp36l1b). The transcript is spliced from 3 exons. Gene Ontology annotation, molecular function: metal ion binding; mRNA binding. The record is from RefSeq and is a predicted model, not a curated record. NCBI's taxonomy places the organism in Eukaryota, Metazoa, Chordata, Actinopteri, Moronidae. The coding region runs from base 394 to 1365 and encodes 323 amino acids.
UAAGCCCGCCCACCGCGCAGCCAUGGCCGCUGCUCCUUAAAAUCAACUGCGCAGCGGCUCAACCCGGCAGAGGAGGGGGCUCUCCAUGGGGCUGAAAACACCGAAAUCUGGACUAUCUCAUACAACAGCAAACGUUUAUUCCAAUUCUUUACCAGCAAACAUGACAACGACUAUUUCUUCUCCUUUCUUCGAGUACAGAGAAGUCGCUAACAAGGUCCAACACCUGCUUGUGACAACUGACUAUUUUGUAGUCAGUAACCAUCUCAGGAUAUCAAGUUGGAACAAAUUUGAAAUGACACGCAAUUCUUUGGAACAAAUUUGCUCCUCUCGUCUGUGGUGCCUCCAUUCCACUGUCUCACUCGAGUGGGAAGCUAAUAUUAGUGAAACAAUAAGAUGUUGAACUACAGCAGCAACAACAACAGUCUUGGUGGACCUCAGCUGACCUCGGUCCCAUGCUCCAGUGCCAACCUCUCCCCCUGCACCACCACUGGGUCCCUGCUGGACAGGAAGGUGGUGGGGGCCCCCUCUGCAGGAGGCCUGUUACAACGUCGUCACUCAGUCAGCCUCCCCAGUGCGAAGUUCAGCCAGAACCAGUUUGUCAACAGCCAUAAAACAGAUCCCACUGUGUUGCUGGGUGGCAGUUCUAACAGCAACAAGGAGAACCGUUUCCGUGAGCGCUCCUACUCAGAGCUGGGAGACAGGCUGCGACCCGGUAGUCAGGUGUGUGUAGGUGGAAGCAGCCAAGUCAACUCGAGCCGCUAUAAGACAGAGCUGUGUCGGCCCUUUGAGGAGAACGGCACCUGUAAGUACGGCGACAAGUGCCAGUUUGCCCACGGCAUGCACGAGUUGCGCAGCCUGAGCCGUCACCCAAAGUACAAGACUGAGCUGUGCCGCACCUUCCACACCAUCGGCUUCUGCCCCUAUGGACCCCGCUGCCACUUCAUCCACAACGCAGAGGAGCGCCGCGGGCCCCCUCCCCUCUCUACCUUCAACAAGAUGCAACGCCCUCGGCUGCAGCACAGUUUGAGCUUUGCAGGCUUCCCCAGCUGCGGCGGCCUGCAGGACAGCCCCACACCUCCGCCAAUGUUCUCCACUGAAGACCUCACCAGCCCCUUCACCUAUUCCAGCCAGGAGUUUGGCAGCCUGUUUGGCCCCAGCCUGGGGCCAACACUUGUGUCUGAGCCUCAGGCCCCACCUUCCCCAACUACCUUUUUCCAGCCCACAUCAGAGGGCCCCCCUAGCCUCCCAGACUCUCUGUCUGACCAGGAGGGUUACCAGAGCAGUCAGAGUGGCUCUGAGUCACCCCUCCUGGAUGCCUCCCGCCGCCUCCCCAUCUUCAGCAGGCUCUCCAUCUCUGAUGAUUAAGGUUUCUGCAUCCCUGGGCCUGAGAUAGGAGUGAGAAGGAGAGAGGAAGAUGGGAACUCUCUUCCUCUUUUCAGCCCUGUUUGCAGGAGAAGCAGACUACUCUGCAUUGUUGUAGUCAGUGAGUUACAUCACAACCUGAGAUGCCUUCUCUCUUUUGUCUUUUAAGCCCCCCCCAGAUCAAGUCUCUUCAAAAAGUUGGUAAACCUGAAUCAUAUUAAUGUAAAGGCUCUGCACUGGUGCCACGCUGGAAUGAAUGUGAACAGUAGCUCAGAGAUCACUGUAUAAAGCAGUUUAAUAUUACUUAUUAUGGGCAGUAGGAGUGGAAGUGAGGUCAGUGUGUGUGUUCUGCACGGGGUGUGUCUACUGCACUAGUGUGUUGCUGGUGCUAUGUGCCUUGAUUAUUGAACUGUUUGGUGGAGCUGCAGAGUGAAAUGGUCUCACCAGAGAUUUGAAUGCACUAUGAACAGGAUUCAAAAUGACCUGAAUUUGGAGUCAUUUCAGCCGAAUUACUCAAAUUCCAAGAAAGUAUUCUCGCGCUUACCUCUUACACUCUCAGCCAUGCAGACAGUUUGGGUUUUAUUUAUCUCUCUCUCCAUCCCAAUACUUGGUUGGUUGAAUUUAGUUUAUGCUCACAGCAUUAAGGCAUACACUUAAAUCACUUCAACAGCAACAUCUCUUCCAAAUCAGUGUCCAUUCACUCUGGAUUGUCCACAGAACACUUUGAAUACGGUUUUGGCCCUGUCUACACCUGCUAUUAAAAAAGGUGUUGGGUGAUCUGAUCACAAGUGCACAGCUUUAAGUACAUUGGUUCGCAUAAUGGUUCUCCACUUGUCUCCAGUGACCACCUGUGAAUGGAUCUCACUUGUCUCCAGUGACCACCUGUGAAUGGAUCUCACUUCCCCACACUUUAUGCAAAUAAUCAGUGUAGGGCUCUACCCUACUCACAUUGUCCAUUAUUACUGCCAUUUUGACUGGUUUAAAACUAAGCUUUGAUUAUUCGUUCCUUUUUUUCAGUUCAGCGUCACUAAAGUCUGUGGUGAUUUUAUAACUUAACUUUAUAACAGCUUAAUACACACUUUUACUCUCUCUGAUUGUGUGGCAUUCUAAGUCAUCUUUGAUGUCACAGUCAUAGAAAGUAAAAGCCAGCCAGCAAGCUGGGACAAUCGGACACAAUGUGUUUUUUACACAAAGAAAGAAAUUGGGGGUAAAUAAAGCAAUGUAUAAUGUUUACCAACUCUACAAGAAGGCCCAAAUAAUUAAGGAGUUGUUGUAGACAACUUUUCACAGACAUCUGCUGCUCAUCUUGGCAGAGAGCUCUAACACAAACCCAAUGGAAAGCAUUCUUCAUGCGUGUCUACAGGAGGUCAGUUGAGAAGGCGGCCACAUUAGCGUUUACACUACAAAAGAUGUGUGGACCACCUCAGCAAUUGUCUGAGUGAUCUGAUUACCAUGCGUCUGUAUUUAGAGCUGUCCACUUGUGAUCCGAUCGCUCAGGAUGCCCAUUAAUCCCAGGUUUAAACAGUGUGUCUUGGUAGUUUCAAUGACAGCUGUUCACGCUGAGGUGACAAUAGGUGUUGAUUUUCAGCAGAUGUUUACAAGCAGCUGCCAGGUUCCUGGUGUUAAUUUGCCGCCUUUUGUUUUCAUAAUUAAACAUCAGCAGUUUGCCGUCACACCUAUCCAACCAGCAUCAGUUCUGUCUGAAGAGACGUCUCAGCCAGCUGUCUGAAAUUGAAUGAUUCCACCAUGUUCAAUAAUAUUAUGUUGUUAUUAUUGUCUAGGUUAUUUCCCAAAACCUUCAGGCAUUGGCUUACUGCUUAUUUAUCAAAAUGUAUUUAUUGUUGAUCUUAAGCAUUUUUAUUUUAUAUUUAAUGAAACAAUAGAAUAUAUAUUUUCUUUUAUGUUAAAUUAUGAUCCUCCUUAUUAAUUGCAAGAUUGUGACAAGCUGUUUUUUGUUAUUUUUUCACAGUUAAUAUAUUAUGCUGCAAUUACAUUUUUUUGUAACACUUGAUUUAUUUUGAAAGCAAAUCUUAAUUUAAAACACAAAGGGUUAGCGUUUGUAUUUAUUGUUUGCUCCUCCCACAUGUUUGACUGCAGGUCGAGGCUCUCUGUUGCAGUCUGAAGUGUCAAAGUCAACAUCCCUGUCCUCCCAGUGAGGGGGUCAGGGGGUGAGUCUCUGCAGCUGCCAUAAUCAAGUUCAAAUGAUGAAAAAAGCUAAUCAUGUGAUUGCAAACUAAUCAGGUAACUAAGCUAUUGGCAUAAGUAUUAAUGCACUCAGGGUGCAGGUGGUGCUGGUUUAACAGGGUUCUUGCACAAUGUACCUUCUUCUGAAGUACACUGCAUGUUGCUGCAGCACAACUGCAGGAGAGAAUUCGCUGCCUUUCUAGCCAGUGUGUCUGCUAGAAAUGCAACGAUGAGGUGACUGAAAGAAACUUUUUAGAAAAUAUUUUUAAAAUUCCAACUUAAAUGUGGGAAAAAAAUCCUUACUUUGAGAAGCUAGAAGCAUUUUCUUUUUUUUUGUCAUUUAUGAUCUUUGAGUUUUGCAGUUUGUUGGACUAAAGAAGCAAAGAAGUCAAUUUGGCCUCUGGGAAAUUUUCUCUCUUGAUUUUUAGGCAUUUUAUAGACUAAAUAGUUAAAUGAUUAAUGGAUAAUGAAUAUAAUUGUUAGUUGCAGCCCUUGUGUUUGCGUCUAGAGCAGCUUCCCUGUAGCUCUGUUCCACACUGUUAUCUGUGCACACAGGGUCUAUGUAGUUUCUGAACUGUGAAAUUCAUUGUGUAUAUAAAUGCCUAUAUUUAUUGACAGUUCUUGUAAAUUGCACUCAAAUGUUUGGGAAAAUAUUUUUGUAUUCUUCAAUACAUUCAGUGUGUUUAUUUCUUAUCCUUCAAGUAUACCAGCGUCAGUGCAGAGCAGUUCUUUACAGAGCAUCUGCAUAAAUAAUUUGAACAGCACAAUAUUCAAAACGGACAGCAUUAAUAUUGAUCUAUUGAAUUUGAUUGAUCUCUUAGAACCCUGUUUAAAUCUCCCACCUGCAUCUUAUUUACAGAUUAACCAUAGCUUCCAUUAAGGCCUCUCGGGCAUGCUGCAGUUUUGGGCAGCAUCUUCUCUAGAAUGUAGACCAGAUCUGGAACAGUCCUGUCCUCAUGUCGGUGUCUUUUACGGGGAGAAAUUCUCAUUGGAUUAUCAAAACCACUGAUUCAGUUUUGCUCUAACAAAAACAUUUUAAGCUAUUAUUUUGAAAAGACAAUAGAAGCAGUAUCAAGCACAGACUAACUAGCUAGCACUUUGAGUCAUGAUGAUGAUGUAAAGUUUAUUUUCAACCACUUUUUCCCCACGAAGUGCCUUCAAAUACAUUCCAUAUAUCUCAAAUGUUGUGCCUUCAUAUUUGUCUGUGAUAGCAGAUAAAUGCCUAUAAUGUCUUGUGUAGGUUAACAGGAUUGACACAUGAAAAGCAACUGUUGAAUGUAUUCUCCAGCAGCCGUUGCUGUUACUACAGUAAUUACUUUGUUUGUGGUUCCUUCUGUAAUGACAGAUUACAGUUAAAGCCAAUAAAAGUUGUAUUUAUAUUGAA